Messenger RNA from Pistacia vera, 715 nucleotides. Its product is annotated as mitochondrial import inner membrane translocase subunit TIM14-1. The transcript has 3 exons. Gene Ontology annotation, molecular function: ATPase activator activity. Gene Ontology annotation, biological process: protein import into mitochondrial matrix. Lineage: Eukaryota; Viridiplantae; Streptophyta; Magnoliopsida; Sapindales; Anacardiaceae. The coding region runs from base 117 to 455 and encodes 112 amino acids. Gene Ontology annotation, cellular component: PAM complex, Tim23 associated import motor. The record is from RefSeq and is a predicted model, not a curated record.
CAUCUAAGGAAAGCUCAGUGAUUAACAAACAGAAGAAAGAAACAGAACAGCUUCAAAAACAACAUUAAUGGAAUGAAACUCCAAGUCUUGUCUUCGAAGCUCCAAACCCCACAUAAAUGGCUACACCAUUUUUGGCUGGACUUGCAGUUGCUGCGGCUGCGCUUGCUGGCAGAUAUGGACUCCAGGCUUGGCAAGCAUUCAAGGCCCGGCCACCAAAACCUAAAAUACGCAAGUUCUACGAGGGUGGUUUCCAGCCUACGAUGACAAAGAGGGAAGCUGCUCUUAUCCUUGGUCUUAGGGAGAAUGCAACUCCGGACAAAGUCAGGGAAGCGCAUAGGAAAGUAAUGGUUGCAAACCAUCCUGAUGCAGGGGGCAGUCAUUAUCUUGCCUCUAAAGUUAAUGAAGCUAAAGAUGUAAUGCUCGGCAAGACAAAGGGCGGCGGGUCUCCAUUCUGAUAACAUUUCAUUUGCAUAAGUUUAGGCAAACUGUGUACAGAAGUAACAAUGAGUGUCCGAUCCUUUUAAGGUAUUUCAUUUAUAUUAUGCGAUGUUUGCCAAUGUGUUGAAGUUUCUUUAUCAAAUUGGGCAAAGAAUUUGAGUUGCCAACGGUUGUUUGGACCUUGCAAAGUUGGCCUAUUGACAACUGACCGAACAACCCCUGCCGCCGCAGAUAAAUGUGAGAUAAUUGUUUUAGCAAAUUUACGAGUUAUGGUUGU